Molecule: messenger RNA, 1221 nt
Organism: Talaromyces stipitatus ATCC 10500
Lineage: Eukaryota; Fungi; Ascomycota; Eurotiomycetes; Eurotiales; Trichocomaceae
Product: rho-gdp dissociation inhibitor
Exons: 5
Coding region: 370-969 (199 amino acids)
Biological process (GO): Rho protein signal transduction
Cellular component (GO): cytosol; membrane; cytoplasm
Molecular function (GO): Rho GDP-dissociation inhibitor activity; protein binding
Source: RefSeq, a predicted model, not a curated record
UGCUACUGUUAAACUGUUUAGUAUCCUAGUUGCACCUCCUGGUUAUGCAAGUUAAAGUUACAGCAGGAUAUAGGCUCUUCUUCCUGAGACAUCCAGACUGAUCCGCACUGUUUCGGAUUCCCCUCCUUCCACCGCCUUUCUUACCCCACUGCAUCAACAACAUUUCAGGAGACACUAAUCAAGUAACACUCGUUUUCUACUUUCAUCAGUCUAGCUGUUUUCAUUUAUACUGGUGAGUCAUAUGUUCCUCUGUGUUGGGUCAAUUGCUUCCUUCAAUAACUGUACUAACCCUGACAUGUGUUGAAGCUCUAGUUCAUACGGAUAUUCCAACGGUUAGGACACCAGACAUACACAUACCGAUAUAUCAAAAUGCCCGAACACGAGGACGAGCUCUCCACCAGCAAGACUGAGGGAUUCAAGGUGGGAGAGAAGAAGACCAUUGAAGAAUACAAGAACCUCGAUCAAAACGACGAAUCCCUCAAUAGAUGGAAAGCGUCACUAGGCUUAAAUACCGGUGAACCGAUCGGCGAUCCCAACGAUCCAAGGACAUGCAUCAUCCAAUCACUCGCUAUUGAGACACCUGGCAAGCCCGAUAUCACUCUCGACCUGACUGGGCCUAAUGCUCUUGAAUCACUCAAGGAUAAGCCAUUCACAAUCAAGGAAGGCUCCAAGUUCUUCACCAAGGUCGUCUUCCAGGUGCAUCGCGAUGUGUUGAGUGGACUGAAAUAUGUCCAUGUGGUUAAGCGCAAGGGUAUCACAGUCACCAAAGAUGAAGAGAUGCUUGGAAGCUAUGCGCCAAAUACCACUGACAAACCAACAUAUGAGAAACGAUUCCAUGAAGAAGAGGCUCCCUCUGGCAUGCUUGCCCGAGGACAUUAUACUGUACGAUCCCGAUUUGUGGAUGACGAUGGUCACAUUCAUCUCGAAUUCACAUGGUCAUUCGACAUUGCUAAGGAGUGGGCGCACUAAACGAGAGUACAUUUCAUUCAUUUCAUCUUUCUCGUUCCAACUGAAGCGCAGCUUUUGAGUCCGACAAAUAUAUACCUAUUAAGCCGCAUUGCUAUGCAAAUAUGUUAUUCUUAUCAGCACGUUUGAGCCUGUUACCUAGCACAAGUGUUUUGCCGCUUUCUGCAUCAUAAAUCAAUGUCCGCCUCCGUAUUUAUGUUUUCCACUCGCUAUCGAAAGUUGCAAAAAAUAAUUGAACAUUGUUUGCACAUCUUG